Molecule: messenger RNA, 636 nt
Organism: Gongylonema pulchrum
Lineage: Eukaryota; Metazoa; Nematoda; Chromadorea; Rhabditida; Gongylonematidae
Source: the annotation of a GenBank genome assembly
GGUUUACGUCUGCAGAAGCGACUGGCUUCGGACGUGCUGAAGUGUGGCAAAAAGAAGGUGUGGCUGGAUCCGAAUGAAAUCAAUGAAAUUUCCAAUGCCAAUUCACGGCAGAACAUCCGGCUGCUCGUCAAAGAUGGCCUGAUCAUCCGGAAACCAGUUGCUGUGCACUCGCGAUACCGCGCACGUAAGAACCUGGAAGCGCGCCGAAAGGGCCGUCACAUGGGUCGGGGAAGAAGACGUGGUACCGAGAAUGCUCGUAUGCCUGAAAAAAUCCUAUGGAUACGUCGAAUGCGUGUGCUCCGCCACCUUCUGAAACGUUACCGUGAAGCCAAAAAAAUCGACAAACAUCUGUACCACGAUCUAUAUCUUCGUGCAAAAGGCAAUGCAUUUAAGAACAAGCGCAAUUUGAUGGAGUUUAUUUUCAAAAGAAAAACGGAAAAUACGCGUUCCAAACAGCUGGCUGAGCAAGCGGAGGCUCGUCGUGCUAAAAACAAAGAAGUAAGAAAACGACGUGAAGAACGUAUGGCAAUAAAGCGAGCCGAAGCCAUUCAUAAGGUUUCGGAAACUGAAAAGGAAAUCAAAGAGGUGAAGCCGGAAACGAAGGAAGCUAAAGAAACAAAAGUAGCAGAGAAAUAA